CACACCUAAGAGCAUAUGGUGUUUUUCACAAAAGAGAGAGAUCAUCUCCUUGACUUUGGACUUCGCUCGCUGAACCCCUGAACAGAACCAAGGUUGCUAAGAGACCACCUGUGCUGAACGCACUUUGUUCCAGCAAGAAGACAGAGAGCAAACCAAAGAGCAGUGUUAUCUGCCACAACCUGGGAUUGAGUCAGGGAGCAGCAUCAUUCUGGAUAUGACAUCUAAAAACUGGAUAUUAAUUUCUACUACUACUCCCACAAGCCUGGAAGAUGAAAUUGUGGGAAGACUUCUAAAAAUUUUGUUUGUUAUCUUUGUUGACUUAAUGUCUAUUAUAUAUGUUGUUGUAACUUCUUAGAAAGCUGACUUCCCUUACUUUACAAGUAAAUUUAUAUUGAA
Messenger RNA from Molossus molossus (Pallas's mastiff bat), 396 nucleotides. RefSeq names its product myoregulin (gene MRLN). The transcript is spliced from 3 exons. The record is from RefSeq and is a predicted model, not a curated record. The coding region runs from base 215 to 355 and encodes 46 amino acids. Lineage: Eukaryota; Metazoa; Chordata; Mammalia; Chiroptera; Molossidae.